CUUAAAUUAUCGUUUGUGACGGAAGAAGAAUCAAAACAAUUAAUCGCGAGGCUUGAGAAUCAAUCAAUGGAUAUGCAGAAUGAAAACGAGAGAUUGAUGGUCUUCGAACAUGCUCGCAAAGUAGCAGAAGCAACCUACGUCAAAAACCCUUUAGAUGCCGAGAAUUUGACGAGAUGGGCAGGAGCUUUACUUGAACUAUCACAGUUUCAGACAGAGCCAAAGCAGAUGAUUCUAGAGGCUAUUUUGAAGCUGGGAGAGGCCUUGGUCAUCGAUCCAAAGAAGCAUGAUGCUCUUUGGUUAAUUGGGAAUGCUCAUCUUUCAUUUGGGUUUUUGAGUUCUGAUCAGACAGAAGCUAGCGAUAACUUUGAGAAAGCUUCUCAGUUCUUUCAACUUGCUGUGGAGGAGCAACCAGAGAGCGAACUCUAUCGGAAAUCAUUGACAUUGGCUUCCAAGGCUCCAGAACUACAUACAGGCGGCACCGCUGGACCAUCAUCUAACAGUGCGAAGGUUGUUUCUUUUAUUCGAAACUACAAUUUGGUUUGAUGAAAAUUUAACACGUUUGUUCUUUCUCACAGACGAUGAAGCAGAAAAAGACCAGUGAGUUCAAGUAUGAUGUGUUCGGAUGGGUCAUCUUAGCCAGUUACGUUGUUGCGUGGAUCAGUUUUGCCAAUUCUCAGACGCCGGUGUCAAGGCAGUAACGCUCACCAAGAGCGUCUAAAGACCAGCACUUUUUUUUUAAUGCAUUUUGAAACAAAAGAGUUUUCUCAUUAUAACAACUCCUAGAACAUAUUUGAAGUUAAGAAUGAGAGAGACUCAGAAAAUGUAUAAGAACUCAUAUUGUCCUUUGGAAAUUAACAUACAAAUUAGUGAAGACAUUAUGCCUAA
This is a messenger RNA of Arabidopsis thaliana (thale cress), 885 nucleotides long. RefSeq names its product translocase of outer membrane 20-4 (gene TOM20-4). NCBI's taxonomy places the organism in Eukaryota, Viridiplantae, Streptophyta, Magnoliopsida, Brassicales, Brassicaceae. Bases 67 to 543 code for a protein of 158 amino acids. Gene Ontology annotation, cellular component: mitochondrial outer membrane translocase complex; mitochondrial outer membrane. Gene Ontology annotation, biological process: protein insertion into mitochondrial outer membrane; protein transmembrane transport. The record is from RefSeq and is marked reviewed. The transcript has 5 exons.